UGACGAUACCGAGACCUGGCGAUCAUCAUCUUCGACCGGUUUUUUUCGUUUGCGGUGGAAAUUGCUGUCCAGCUAGCUUCACAUCUUGUGAAAGGCACUUUUUUCCCUGUUGAUAUACAUACUCGAGACCUGCCCAUUGGCAUCAGGAAGCGACUUGAUUUAUAUUCCAGGAAAUUUAGACGCGUGUUGGAUCGCGUCUGUGUCGCAUAGUCAACAUGUCGUCCGGUGCAGGAAGCUCCACGAGUUCCACCAAGAAUUCAUCAUCGGUCUCUGCUUUCUUGUCGACCUUGAUCCCAGUCGGUGUGGAAGCGAUCGCAUUUAUUAUUCUCUUCUUGAUCUUCAGAACAAAGCUCAAGCGAGUAUAUCGACCUCGAACAUACCUUCAAACACUUUACGAUGGUGAGAAGACAGAAGAUCCUCCUCAGGGAAAGCUCAAUUGGCUCAAACCAUGGAGGAGUCUUCCCGACGAAUAUGUCCUGAAUCAUCAAUCGCUCGAUGGAUACCUGUAUCUUCGGUUCCUCAAGAUGCUCACAUUCAUCUGUUUCUGUGGCACUGUCCUCACUUGGAUCGUUCUAUUUCCAGUCAAUGCGACAGCUGGUGGAGGCGAGCAGCAAUUUGACCUCUUGUCCUUCGCCAACAUUCCCAAGAGCGGGAAAAACAGAUACUAUGCACACGUUUUUGUUGGGUGGAUCUUUUUCAGUUUCGUGAUGUACAUCAUCACUCGCGAGACGAUCUACUUCAUCAAUCUUCGCCAUGCUUAUCUGCUUUCACCUUUCAACGCCGCCAAAAUCUCUUCUCGUACCGUUCUCUUCACUGAUGUGCCUGUCGAAUAUCUCAAUCAAGAGAAGUUACAUACACUUUUCGGCAAUACAAUCGCAAGAACAUGGCUUGCAACCGAUUGCAAGGACCUUAAGGACAAAGUCGAGGAACGCGACAAGGAUGCUUACAAGCUUGAAGGUGCUGAGAUCAAACUCAUUACAGCUGCAAACAAGCGACGCAUGAAGAGAGAGAAACAGGCUGCUAAGGGGAAAGCAAAGCCAACUGCAGACAAUGGUGAUGCUGAGGUAGCGAUCGCUGGGUCGCAAUUCAUGAAGCCCAAAGACCGUCCAACACACAGACUGGGCAAGAUUCCAUUAAUUGGGAAGAAGGUUGAUACAAUCGAUUGGUCCCGAUCGGAGCUGAAGAGAUUAAUUCCUGAGGUUGAGAAGGAUCAAAUGGCACAUCAGAAAUACUCGGGAAAGCUUCUGCCAGCGGUUUUUGUCGAGUUCAUAAAUCAGCAAUCUGCGCAAGCUGCGUUCAGACGAAUGAGUCCCAAGAAGUCGCCCAAGAUGAAUCCUCGUGCGAUUGACACCGCGCCAAGCGAGAUCAUCUGGGGCAAUUUGAAGAUCAAGAAGACGGAGAGAUUGGCGAGAAAGUUUGCGACGAAUACUUUCCUUACAUUGAUGAUUAUCUUCUGGGCUAUUCCUGUCGCUGUUGUUGGAGCUAUCAGUAACAUCAACUACCUCACAGACAAGGUGCCUUUCCUGAGUUUCAUUAACGACAUCCCAAGUGUUAUUCUUGGUGUUGUUACCGGUCUGCUGCCAUCCAUCAUGCUUUCUGUCCUGAUGUCCUUGGUUCCAGUCGUUUGUCGAUGGAUGUCCAAACUCAGCGGUGAAGUCACGCUUCCUCGAGUCGAGCUUCGAUGUCAAUCAUGGUACAUGGCAUUUCAAGUCAUCCAAGUAUUCCUCAUCACCACUUUCGCAUCUGGCGCCUCAUCAGUUGUCACCCAAAUCAUCAAUAAUCCCAGCUCAGCAACCACUUUACUCGCUCAGAAUCUACCAAAAGCCUCGAACUUCUACAUCUCUUAUAUCAUCGUUCAAGGGUUGGGCAUUGCUGCUGGAAAUCUGCUGAACAUUGGUUCACUCGUCAUGUUGACAGUGGUUGGCAAAUUCCUUGACAAGUCACCUCGCAAGAUGUUUAAACGCUUCGUUACUCUUGCUGGUCUGGGUUGGGGAUCUCUGUACCCUCAAUUUGGAAACUUGGGCAUUAUCGCAAUUACUUACUCCAUUAUCGCUCCUCUCGUCUUGGGCUUCGCGACUGUUGGAUUCGGAAUCGUUUACCUCGCGGUCCGAUACAAUACCUUCUUCGUCCUAACAAACAACAUCGACACCAAAGGCGCUGCCUACGCUCGUGCCCUCCAGCAACUCAUGACUGGUGUCUAUCUCUCAGAAAUAUGUCUCAUCGGUCUAUUCGCCAUCAACACCGCUCCCGGUCCCAUCGUCCUCAUGGCCGUCUUCCUUGGAGCAACCAUCAUCUACCACGCACUCAUGAGACAUGCCCUGAAGCCACUCCAACUUUACGUCCCCGAUAAUCUGGACGGAGAUAGCGUCGACAUGUUCUCCCACGCCGACGCAAAAUCCUACGAUGCAGCCAAAGCCGGCGUCCCACCCUCCCAAGCAGAACCCAUGGCCCCCAAGAAAUUCUCUGCAAAGAAAGCAGGAUUCCUCGCCCGGAUGUUCGAUCCUAAGAAAUUCAAGUCUCAUCAGACAGUUCGUUCCCUGGUUCCGGACUGGCCUGCUCCGCAGUAUUUGGAGGAGGAGCAGGAGACUGCUUACUUUAAUCCUGCGGUUACGAGUCCGGUUCCUAAACUCUGGAUUGCGAGGGAUCAGAUGGGGAUUAGUAGGAAGGAGGUCCAGGAUUCGAGUGAGGUUGUUCCUAUCAGUGAUGAGUUUGCUAGUUAUAAUGAGAAGGGGAAGAUUGUUUGGGAUAGUGAGGGGGUUACGUUGCAGCAUAUGCCGAUUUAUCAGAAGAGGAUUGAUUAUUAGAUCUGCGUGAUUGAGGAGGAGGGAAAAGUCUGGUUGAUAGGUAUUGAAUGGUGGAUCGGAUAUUAUUUGUUAUAGGAUGUUAGGGGCGUUGCAGUGAUUGGGCUAUUGGACGAUACCAAAAUCUUUCUGUAUCAGUAGGAAUAUACGUAAUAUUAGUCUG
Mollisia scopiformis is the source of this 2964-nucleotide messenger RNA. Its product is annotated as DUF221-domain-containing protein. The coding region runs from base 216 to 2804 and encodes 862 amino acids. The transcript has 7 exons. Gene Ontology annotation, cellular component: plasma membrane. The record is from RefSeq and is a predicted model, not a curated record. Gene Ontology annotation, molecular function: calcium-activated cation channel activity. Lineage: Eukaryota; Fungi; Ascomycota; Leotiomycetes; Helotiales; Mollisiaceae.